Messenger RNA from Trichoderma reesei QM6a, 1278 nucleotides. RefSeq lists its product as uncharacterized. The coding region runs from base 1 to 1278 and encodes 425 amino acids. The record is from RefSeq and is a predicted model, not a curated record. NCBI's taxonomy places the organism in Eukaryota, Fungi, Ascomycota, Sordariomycetes, Hypocreales, Hypocreaceae. The transcript has 4 exons.
AUGCGGUUCCUUUUGGCGGCUUUGCCGUCUGUCCUCUGGCUUCUUGCGGACAUUUGUGAAGCCAAACCGCUGAAGGACUUCGAGUUUGGCACCAGAGAUGCUCAAGAUGCCGACAUCGACACUCUGAACGAGACGCUCUGGCGACGCGUUCGCGUGCCAGGAGGCACUGGCAGCAAUGCCCCUCCCCGGGUUGACCAGAUCUUCUUGUUCGGGCCCAGUAACAUGGCCGGAAGCUGCUCAGGCAGAAAAGACGGUCUUCAAGACUGGCUGGACGACACCAGGCGGGUUCACGACGCGGUUGAGCGACUCUACGCAAUGGUUACAAAGCCGAGCGUGUCCAAGCUAUGGGAGACAUUCUUUGGCAUCUUCAUGCAUAUCAAUCCUGUCACACAUCAAUUUGAAGUGCAUCCGGACUCGAGAGACAGAUGGAACAUUAUCGGAGACCACAUUGCUCGCAUAACCAAGUUUUUGGAUGGAAACGGGCUGCAGGAGCCGGUAGUUGCAGGAGAGGUACCGCGUAUCUUUUGUUCCCCAGACGCGGGCCAGCUCGUCGGAUGGGAUUCCAUCCUCAAAGACGAGAAUGGGAACGAGGUCGAAAGGGGAACCGAUCCAGUAACUGGAGAGAAGCUAUAUGUGAGCCUCAGGCAAGCAUAUCCGGGUCGUGUUGGGCAGAACGCGUUUUGGAUGAGCGCUUUCAACGGUUACUGGUUCACAGGCGGGACAGGCACCAGCCUGUGCCCAGAGAAAGGUCGCCAGGCUGCAACGGGGAGAUUUGACGUGCCUCCGCUCCGUGGCCUCAAUGUCAAGCUUGCGCAGAUCAACAGGGGCAUCAUCAUUUGUCCCAAGGCGUUUGAGGUACCUGUUGGGAAGCCUCAUGGGCAGCCCUCUCUCACGGAGGCAGUUGGGGGAGACAGUUAUCCCAAGGGCGACGGCAGCACUGAGGAAAUGCUGGAUUAUCUGGUGCCGAGGAGCAUGACGCUCUACCACGAAAUCGUGCAUGUCACCGACUACAAGAGGCAGCCAUUAGACCCUGAUGUUUAUCCUUUGGGCCAUAUUCUCAAGAUGAUCUUCAGCUCUGAUAGCCGAUACAAGAACGCCGUCCCUCAUAACCCGGAGACAUACGUGCACUUUGGAUUAGCUGCUUACGUCUACUUAAAUCCUCCCCAGGGAAAGGACACUAUUUUUGUUACUAUGGUCUUAUUGAAAUUGAUGCCUGCUUUUGUCAAUAUGCGCAUGCGCACUCAGUUCGUUCAUCGUCACCAGCAGAUUGCUGUGUAA